This is a messenger RNA of Trypanosoma cruzi, 143 nucleotides long. RefSeq names its product mucin-associated surface protein (MASP), putative. The annotation marks the transcript as partial. The transcript has a single exon. The record is from RefSeq and is a predicted model, not a curated record. NCBI's taxonomy places the organism in Eukaryota, Euglenozoa, Kinetoplastea, Trypanosomatida, Trypanosomatidae.
AUGUGCAUGCGGUGGAGCCUUGUCUGCCGCUCCUGUUUGCUUCUCCCUCUUCCACCUGUGUGUUGGUGCUGCGGCAGGGCUGUGUGUGUGUUUGUGUGUCUGUUGCUGUGGAUUGGAGUGUGUGUCGUGCGUGGUGUGCGGCG